UCAGCAUGCAGAGAAAUGGUUUUUGACACAGAUGUCAGCUCGAUAUUUGUUGGCGCAAGUCUUUCUAAGCACCGCCCACACAGUUCAAGACGCCCCGCCCCCUCAACCGCCGUGUGAAAGUGGUCCCUGCCGAAGCAGAUCUGAUGUUGAAAGCUGUUGCUCAGGCCGUCUGCUGUCAGUGCGCUGCGGGAGCUUUCUGAGGAAGGAGGAUACUCAUCACUGCGGCUGGGAGGCAGAAUGAAGCGAAGCCACAACUACAGCUCAUCGGACAGCGAGCUGGACGAUAAUGUUGAAGUGGAGAAGGACAGUAGUGACGAAAAUGGUCUUCUUGACUCUCAUGGAUCUAUGUCUCCCUCCACCACCACACAAGUUCAAGCCAGAAAAAGGCGCAGAGGGAUUAUUGAGAAAAGAAGACGUGACCGGAUCAAUAACAGCCUGUCAGAACUGAGACGUUUGGUACCAAGUGCUUUUGAGAAGCAGGGAUCAGCUAAGUUGGAAAAAGCAGAAAUUUUGCAAAUGACAGUCGACCACUUGAAGAUGCUGCAUGCAUCUGGCGGCAAAGGUUACUUUGAAGCUCAUGCUCUUGCGAAGGACUACCGCAGCCUGGGCUUCAGGGAGUGCAUGGCAGAGACAGCCCGCUACCUAAGCAUUGUAGAGGGUCGGGACAGCACAGACUCUCUUCGUGUACGAUUAGUUUCCCACCUCAGCAAUUACGCCUCUCAGAGGGAGGUGCACACCGGACUGGAACACUUGGCCUGGGGCUCUGCCUACGGGACUACCCCUGCCCUUCUCCCCCACCACCUCCUUCUACAGCACCCUCAGGGCAGGACACCUGCACCCAGAAACAACAACAGUCCACCCUCCUCUUCCUCCACUUCUUCUUCAUCUUCCUCUUCAUCCACUGAGACCUCUGGGACAUCUAGACUUAGCGUCUUGCCCCCCACAGAGUCCCUCAGGGUGCCUCCCAAUGGCUCUAUACCUCUAAGUCUGCCUGUACCAACAUCCAAGCUUUCGCCACCACUGGUCUCAUCUCUGUCCUCACUUUCUGCCUUCCCCCUCUCCUUUAGUGCCUUUCCUCUCAUCUCCCCGACAGCCGUCAACACAAUAAGUCCCUCCGCUACCAUGUCGAAGCCUUACAGGCCUUGGGGCUUGGAGAUUGGAGCCUUCUGACGCUAACCAGUGAACUGAAGGCAACAGCUGAGCUGGGCCCAACAUCACAGACACUAAAAGGAGGAAAAUCUUCUUCAGCUGUUUCUGUGGCAAGAAACUAUUGAGAAGAAAGCAAAAUUAUUUUAUUAUAUUAAGAAAUCAGUGUGAGAAGUUGCAAGGGGAUACAAUUUCCUCUAAGUUUGUCAACUACUUUUAACAAGAGAACAAUUUUUAAAUGUUUUGUUUCAUUAUUCAUUGAAUUGAAAGUAAUUUAGGUAGCCUGCACUGCCUCCAGGUUGAGGACUCUUGGUAAAGAAAAUGUGACUGGCCAUGAAUAGAUUUACUGUACACACAAAUUUAGAGGUAAAACUUUGUAGGUAAUAUACUGUAACAUAAACAGUUGUCUAGCACAGGUAACUACAUUUAACAUAAUGUAGAGUUGCUAAAUUUGAUCUGCUUUUUUUAGGGAUCUUAGAACUGUGCAAAAAUUAUAUAUAUAUAUAUAUAUAUAUAUAUAUAUAUAGCACAGAUGGAAAUUUAACUACUUGACAAUUGGAAAUUUGUAUUUGUGUAUCUAUUUGUAAUAUUUUUGUA
This is a messenger RNA of Melanotaenia boesemani (Boeseman's rainbowfish), 1743 nucleotides long. RefSeq names its product hairy/enhancer-of-split related with YRPW motif protein 1-like. The record is from RefSeq and is a predicted model, not a curated record. Gene Ontology annotation, molecular function: DNA-binding transcription factor activity, RNA polymerase II-specific; RNA polymerase II cis-regulatory region sequence-specific DNA binding; protein dimerization activity. NCBI's taxonomy places the organism in Eukaryota, Metazoa, Chordata, Actinopteri, Atheriniformes, Melanotaeniidae. The transcript is spliced from 6 exons. Gene Ontology annotation, biological process: regulation of transcription by RNA polymerase II; anterior/posterior pattern specification; regulation of neurogenesis. Gene Ontology annotation, cellular component: nucleus. Bases 238 to 1170 code for a protein of 310 amino acids.